Messenger RNA from Haemonchus placei, 246 nucleotides. Lineage: Eukaryota; Metazoa; Nematoda; Chromadorea; Rhabditida; Trichostrongylidae. The record is from the annotation of a GenBank genome assembly.
AUGCAUAGCCUCAAGAAUAUUCCUGCCGAGUACAGAGAAUUUAUCCCCAGAGAAGCUAGGGACUUCCUCAACGGCCUUACCCAUUCCGACAAGGCUGAUCUCAAGGAAACUGCCAAAGACUAUGCCACGUACAAGAAUGAAGACGAGGCCCUGGCUGCCCUGAAGGAGAAAUCAUCCGAACUUGGAGCUAAAGCCGAAAAACGGGCGCAAUUCGGUCGCAAUUCCCAUCGCUUGAAGGCGCACUGA